UUGAGCCAGCGAGUACUGUAGCACGACCAAGCUGUGAGGUUUGGUAAACACUAGAGCAGGACUAAUACUAUGGGAAACUGCUGCAAAAGAGGAGUGCCGCUGAUCGUCCGGGAGCCGGGGGCAGUCGUGGGCCUGACAGCCAUCCAGGACGCCGUAUCGGGCUCCGUCACUCUCCGGUGGGUGCCCCCCAUGGAACGCGGAGACGACGUUACUAGUUACGAUGUCCGCUUCAAGCCAGUCGGAGCCGCUCACUACACGUACGCACCUCCAGUCGACGAUCUGGGGAGGCUGGAGAUCACGCUGACUCGAACGGACGGUCUUCCUCCACUCACCCACUGCAACUUUGACGUGAGAGCCAAGAUCAACGAGAAUCCAGGCCCGUGGGGCGGACUGGUGCAGUUCGUAGAGUGGACUUGUCGACUGCCGGAUGUUUCAGGAGCAGACGGUGCAUAUCACGAAAACAUAUCUCUGCAUUUUGCAGCCGGGAUCACGCCAAACAGUGCGGUUAGCAGUAAACCAACUGCUGAUCAUGCAACGCAUAAUUACGUAGCUAUUAUUUUCGUGUCAGCGAUGGAAUGCUGCUUGUUUCGGGAGUGCCCGCUGCCAAAGUCAAGAGGGGAAGGAUCAGAGUACCACUUUUGCAACCUUUUCCACCUCAGGAUGGCCAAACUCAGAAAUUUGUCAGCACUGCUCGAGUUAAAUGGACCAAACGACAAAUUCAAGGAGCUUUGCAAACUGUUUGCAAAGAAACGGGCAAAGGGGAGUGCCCCUGUAGUCCAGUCGGUGUUGCAGGUCGUUAAUCCUUCGGUCGAGGAACGUUUCCAGGCCUACAUCGAGAGCCUUCCGCGGCGACAUCGGAAGGUGGAGCAGUAUUUCCACGGGACAUCACUAGCCUGCAAUAUUCUGGAGCAUCUCGUGAUCUGCAGUGAAUUCUCACAGUCUAUGGACGAGUGUGGAGCGUGUGACAUCAUUCAGAGUGGGUUUGAGACUAGAAAGAUCGGGAAUCGGUGGCAGAGAUUCGGUCCAGGGUUUUACCUCUCCUCGAAAUCCUCAAGGCUGGAGACUACUGCCACGGAAAUAGCAGUUCAAGUGCAAUCUUUCUCUGCGAUGUAGCUCCGGGGAGAAAGUAUGAGUUGAGAACUAACAACCCGGGCUUGACUGCACCUCCUCCCGAAUAUCAUUCUGUCUUUGGGAAGAGCAAGUUUCUGGGGGCCAUUGGUGACCUGAACUACGAUGAAAUAGUGUUGCAUAGACCAGAGGCCAUCUACCCACGAUACCUUUUUAUAGUUCAAUCUUGAAAUUUUGUAUGUGCUUGUCUCUCAAAAUUUUUAACCCCCG
Messenger RNA from Geodia barretti, 1338 nucleotides. Lineage: Eukaryota; Metazoa; Porifera; Demospongiae; Tetractinellida; Geodiidae. The record is from the annotation of a GenBank genome assembly.